Molecule: messenger RNA, 599 nt
Organism: Prorocentrum cordatum
Lineage: Eukaryota; Dinophyceae; Prorocentrales; Prorocentraceae
Source: the annotation of a GenBank genome assembly
CAGUAAGAAGGAGGCUCUCGAGGCGCUGGCGGCGGUGGCAGACGCAGAGAGCGAAGUCCCGAGGCUGGAGAAGGAGCUGGAGCGCGCCAAGCCAGAGGCCGCCGAGCUCUACGGCGCCACUGCGGACUGCAUCGAUGUCAAUCAGCUCAAGACCAGGCUCGCAGCGAUUCUCACCAAGAGCGUGUCGCUGGCCGACUUCCUAAGGGUACCGGUGCCAGCAGAGACCGUCGAAGCGGCCACGUUCGGCGUCCUCAUGGGCUCGGCUGAUCCUGGGGGCCUGUACUGGAGGCGCCAGAUGUGGUCGGCCCUCGCCAUCAACGAUGGCAAGUGCAGCGCGUUCGAAGCGCGGCUGCAGCACAGCGCGGUGCGCGACAGUGAUGCGAUGGCAGUUCAGGGAGCGCGCUUCUUCGCGACCACUUGCGACGAGGCGACCGACGAGUCAGGCGAGCGGGAGGAUUUCGGGCUCGGCGAGGAGCCCGACGCCGAGAACGAGUGGAGCCAGUGGCGCGAGCCCUGCGCGUUGAAGUUCUGGCGCGAGUGCUUCGACUGGGCUCGGGCGUCCACGGGCCUCGCCGCGGCGCGGCGGGCGACGGGGAAAU